CAGCCACCCAUGGUGUCCACUGCAGGUCUCUCUGGGGAUGGAAGGAUGCGAGGGGUGCUCUUGGUGCUGCUCUGCGUUCUCCACUCUUCUUCUGGUUGUGGCAUCCGGAAAGUCGAUACUUUGGAGGAUUCCGAGGAGGACUUGGUCAGUAGUAUGGAGUUCCCCUGGUUGGUGUCACUGCAGGAUUUCCAGUACACCCACUUAGCUUUCGGCUGCAUCCUCAGUGAGUUCUGGAUCCUCAGCAUCGCGUCCGCCCUUCAGAACAGGAAGGAUGUUGUCGCUAUAGUUGGUAUAGAUAACAUGGAUCCCAGAGGGAUUGCUCACACAGAGUAUCCGAUCAAUACCAUCAUCAUCCAUGAGGAUUUUGAUAACAAUUCAAUGAACAACAACAUAGCCCUCCUGAAGACAGAUACAGCGAUGCACUUCAGCAGCCUGGUCCAGUCCAUCUGCUUCCUUGACAAAAAGCUGCACGUGCCACCAGUCUUAUGGAACUGCUGGGUGUCAGGAUGGAAUCCCACAGCUGCAACAGGAAAUCAUAUGACCACUGGCAUCCUGAGGAAAAUCUCCGUGAAAGACAUUGAUCUGUGUCCCUCACACAAACUCCAGAAAACAGGAUGUGGCAGUCACACACAAAAGAAAACAAAGUCUGUCUGCUUGGGGGAUCCAGGAAGUCCGAUGAUGUGCCAACUACGGAAAUUGAAUAUGUGGGUUCUGAGAGGAAUCCUGAACUAUGGUGGUGGGAUGUGCCCUGGCCUAUUUCUGUACACCAGAGUGGAAGACUACAGCAACUGGAUCACGUCCAAGGCUGAGAGGGCUGGCCUUACCCUGUCUUCACUCCACUACUGGGAGAAAUUUCUUUCUUUCUCCCAUGAUGGGUCAUAUGAUGCCACAACACAGGAGACACAUCUUGGACUGGACCACGUUGGACGGACCCAACCAUACUUCCAAGGACAAAGAAGGGCCACCAGGCAUUCACAGCUAGCAAACACCAGGCAUUCACAGCUAGCUAGAGAUGGUCUAGAAGUUAGGGACAAGGGUGUAAGGGAAUUGGGCAGGUCUUCUGAGCCAUCCAUACAACCCUUAUACUAUGACUAUUAUGGUGGGGAGGUUGGGGAGGGCGGGCCUUUUGCAGGUCAGAACAGGGUGCAUCAGCCCCAAGAAAUUAUCUUGGUUUCCUUUGUGCUUUUCUUUUGCAACAGUGUCUAGUCUAGGAGCUAACCCACCACACUGAAGAGUAAGCUCAGAAUGCUGAGUGCCAGGCAUUUGCCAUGCUGUUUUGGUGUCUGUUUUUGAUAGUUGCACACCUGGGCUGCCACGGACAGGCCUGUGGCACACACUGGACUGUCUCUCCUUCCUCUGUCCCACUUCCACAUGCGGGAAGGUCACUUUCGUUUGUGCUUGUGAACUAAAUGUGGGCUAACAAGUGUCAAACCA
Molecule: messenger RNA, 1434 nt
Organism: Carlito syrichta (Philippine tarsier)
Lineage: Eukaryota; Metazoa; Chordata; Mammalia; Primates; Tarsiidae
Gene: PRSS54
Product: protease, serine 54
Biological process (GO): proteolysis
Molecular function (GO): serine-type endopeptidase activity
Source: RefSeq, a predicted model, not a curated record